Molecule: messenger RNA, 3032 nt
Organism: Apis laboriosa (Himalayan honeybee)
Lineage: Eukaryota; Metazoa; Arthropoda; Insecta; Hymenoptera; Apidae
Gene: lds
Product: transcription termination factor 2
Exons: 10
Coding region: 105-2960 (951 amino acids)
Molecular function (GO): ATP-dependent chromatin remodeler activity; ATP binding
Source: RefSeq, a predicted model, not a curated record
AUGUCAUACUAUAUUAUUGCAUAGUUCAUGUUCUCAUCAUACUUGUCAAUUUAAAAAAGUAUCAGUUAAAUUUUUUUUAACAAGUGAUUCAUUUUGAAGUUCGGAUGGAGGAAAGUUUCAGUCAGUGGCGCGAUUCGCCUUGUGUUAUUAAAGAGAAAGAAAAGUCUUUUGUUAUUUCGGACAGUGACGAAGACGAAAAUAAAAAUAUUGAAAAAGAACAAAUUUUUGUGAUUGAAAGUAGUGAUAGUAGCAUAAAUGUUUCUUCAAAUUUAACGCCGAGAAAAUCUUCGUCUGAAAAAUUAUCAUUAACAGAGAAAACAAUAAAGAAAAGAAUUAGGAAGCAUAUUUUUUACUCUGAUAAUGAAGAUGCUAAAGAUGAUAAUGAUGAAAAUGAUUCUUUAUCAACCAGUGAUACCGAAGAGGAUAAUACUGAUGAUAAUGUGUCAAAUGAUGAACAAAUGAUAAACAUCAGUGCUGAAAUAAAGGAUGAUAAAAAAUCACAAGAUGCUUUAGAGAAUAAGGAGAAUAUAGAUGUUUUUAAUAUAUCUAAAAACAUAUCAAACAAUAACAGUUUGACUAUGAAACAUGUUUCUAAAGAAAAAAUAAAAUAUAAAAAAUCAUAUUCUUUAACUGAUUCAGAUGAAGAAAAUAUUCCACAAUCUGAUAUUGCAAUUUCUUUAGCAAAACAAGAAAUAGGUGUCGGUAAUAUAGAUCCAUUAAUUGCUCAAAAAAGAGCUCUUCUUGUUUGUAAAAUGGAACAAUUACAAAAAGAGUUAAACAAAACAAAGCUAUUGCUUACUACUGGUAAUAUUAGUUUAUUACCAGAUAAUGGAGAAAAGUUACGUGAAAGUAUUGCAAUGCAAGAAAAACAAAUAGAAGAAAUUGCAAUUGAAUUAGAAAAUACACCUUUAACACAAACUACUAAAUCUAUUGAAGAAGAAUUUAUUACACAAGAAUAUCCUGACAAAUUCGAUUCUUCUUAUAAUUCCGAUUAUAUAUCAAUGAAAUUGAAAUCAUCUCCAAAAGUUAAAGAACUUGGGAAAAAAGCUCAAGCAACAUUGGACAGAGAAUUAACUUUAACAGUCGAUAGAUUGCAAGAUUUGCAUGGAUCUCUUGUAGCUAGACCGACGGAAGAAGAAAGAGCGAAUGAUCCUCAAGGUUUAAAAGUAAAAUUAAUGCCGCAUCAACAACACGCAUUAGCAUGGUUAAUGUGGAGAGAACAACAAAGACCUCCUGGUGGAGUUCUUGCUGAUGAUAUGGGUUUAGGUAAAACUUUAACAAUGAUAUCUUUAAUUAUAGCCAGUAUUGCAAAAGAAAAAUCAAAAGAAGAUGAAGUAUAUAAUAAUGAGGAAUGGAUAGAUAAUAACACACCAUUGCAAUAUAAAGGUGGUACACUCGUAGUUUGUCCAGCAUCUUUAUUAUCACAAUGGGAAAAUGAAAUAAACCACAGAUGUAAACGUGGUAUGCUUUCUGUUGAAGUUUAUCAUGGUACAAAUCGGGAAAAUGUACCAAAAAGAUUAGCAAAAAACGAUGUAGUUAUUACAACGUAUAACAUUUUAACCCGUGAAUUUAAGACCAAUUCCACGGUAUAUAAAAUUCAUUGGAAUCGCAUUAUUCUUGACGAAGCGCAUAUAAUUCGAAAUCAUAAAAGUCAAGCUUCUCAAUCGGUAUGUGGUUUAUUAGCAAGUAAACGAUGGGCUCUUACUGGAACACCUAUUCAAAAUAAGGAAAUGGAUUUAUAUUCUAUUUUAAAAUUUUUAAAAUGUUCUCCUUUUGAUGAUUUACGAGUAUGGAAACGUUGGGUAGAUAAUAAAAAUGCUGCUGGUCGUCAACGUUUAAUAACUGUAAUGAAAACAUUAAUGUUACGUAGAACAAAACAAGAACUUCAAGUUAAUGGCAUGUUAGAAAGUCUCCCGGAAAAAUUUGUAGAAGAAGUAUUUAUAAAACUCGAUCAGCAGGAACAAUUAGUAUACGAAAAAGUAUUGAUUUAUUCUCGUACAUUAUUUGCUCAAUUUUUGGCUCAAAGAGCUGAAAAAGAUCACAUGGUUGAUUUAGCUGUCGGAAAAUAUGAUAAACCAACGUUUCUUUCGAAUCCAAACAAAAAUACUCAAUUUACGAUGGCACAGAAUAAAUUAUUAUCGUUACAUGCGGACGUGAAAACGCAUGAAAUUUUAGUUCUUUUACUAAGAUUACGUCAAAUUUGUGUUCAUCCAUCACUUAUUUAUUCCAUGUUAGAUCAAGAAGAUAUGAAAGAGAGUGGAAUGAUAGAAACAGAAAAUUUAGAUCCAAAUUUAUUAUCACAGAUCAAUAAUAUGACAUUAAAAGAUUCGGAAAAUAAUGAAGAAGAGGACAAUAAAAUAGACAUAGGUGUUGAUCGCAGAGUAGCUACCAAUUUACUUACAUCUAAAAAUCCUGUAUUUAAAUCUGACCGUAUAAGUUCCAAGAUAAAGAUGGUCCUUGAAACGGUGAAGGAAAUUUUAGAAAAAAAUGAUAAAUUAAUCAUUGUUUCUCAAUGGACAAGUACGUUAAAUAUUAUCGCAUCUUGUUUAUCUUCGAUAAAAGAUGCCAGUUUUGAUAUGUUCACGGGAAAUGUACCUAUUAAGGAAAGACAGGGUAUAAUGGAUUCGUUCAACACUCCAAACAAUAAGCCAAAAAUAUUAUUGCUCUCACUUACUGCAGGAGGUGUUGGAUUAAAUUUAGUAGGUGGAAAUCACUUAUUGCUAAUAGAUAUUCAUUGGAAUCCACAAUUAGAAGUACAAGCUCAAGAUAGAAUAUAUCGUUUUGGACAAAAAAAAAAUGUGUUCAUAUACAAAUUUAUUUGCAAAGACACAAUAGAAGAACGUAUAAAACAUUUGCAAGAAAAGAAAAUGGAAAUAGCGCAAAAUGUUCUCAGUGGCGAUAAAAAUUCCACUGUUUCGAAACUCACGCUUGAUGAUCUUAAAUCACUAUUUGCUCUUUAAAGUUUAAAUUUUUAAAGAAAUUUUUUAUUUUUAUAAUAAUUUUGAAAUAUAAAUAGAAAAUUUACUUUUAAA